This is a messenger RNA of Acaulospora morrowiae, 624 nucleotides long. NCBI's taxonomy places the organism in Eukaryota, Fungi, Glomeromycota, Glomeromycetes, Diversisporales, Acaulosporaceae. The record is from the annotation of a GenBank genome assembly.
AUGGAAAUCAAACCAUCAUAUAAAGAACUUAUUCACACCAUGGAGUUCGAACCCUACAAGCCUAAAUACAUUGAUUGGAGUGACGACGAGGAAACGGAUGAAGAAGAGGAAUUUAAAUACGAGAUCGAUUCAGAUGCAUUUAGAUGUUCGAGUGGAAUUGUGGUUAGCGAAAACGAUCUUGAUGUAGUUAUUAAAAUCGAUUUAGAGGACUUUAAUAUCGAUUAUCAAGUGUGUAACAAUAUUUUGGCAAUAUUUGGUACCAAAAAACCAUCAACAAAGAACAUUUUACUUCAAAACUUUGAGGACGUUGUUGACCCGUCAGCAACGACCAAUGCACUAUUUGUACCAGAGACACCAACCACCAUAGGUGGAAGGCGCGAGUACAAAUCCUUUUGUCAUCCAGUUUCGUUACCGGAAAAUGUUGACACCGAAAAAAUUUAUUCCGAAAUAAUUGAUGGAAUUAUGAGGUUGGAAAAUGUGCACUGUGUCAGUGGCGAAAUUGUCUUAACAAGUAUUUUCCCGGUAUCUCAGAAUUAUGAGGAUCAAAAGUUGUUGAAUUUAUCGAAAAGUAUUGUUAUAUUUUGGAUAAGACUUAAUUUAUUGAAACACCGUCAUCAAGGAUAA